Messenger RNA from Ilyonectria robusta, 631 nucleotides. RefSeq names its product cytochrome b5-like heme/steroid binding domain-containing protein. Gene Ontology annotation, cellular component: endomembrane system; membrane. The transcript is spliced from 4 exons. The record is from RefSeq and is a predicted model, not a curated record. Lineage: Eukaryota; Fungi; Ascomycota; Sordariomycetes; Hypocreales; Nectriaceae. Bases 110 to 475 code for a protein of 121 amino acids.
CGAGGCUUCGGGGCAGUUUUUGGUGGGGAGCUCAUGACGGAAUCGGCAGCCGCUUCUCAUCUUCACAACUACAAGACGCAAUCUCCAGCUUCAUCAACAACUCGUAAAAAUGUCGGGAAAAUUCGAGCCCAAGGUCGCGGUCACCCUGGCCCCUCCCAAGGACGACCUCAUCUCUGCCGAGGAGCUGGCCAAGGCCAACGGAGCCGACGGCGGAAAGUGCUACGUUGCUAUCAAGGGCAAGGUCUACGACGUCUCCGGCAACAAGGCCUACCUGCCAGGAGCAUCAUACAACGUCUUCGCUGGCAAGGACGCCUCUAGGGCCCUAGGCAUGACGUCCACCAAGCCCGAGGAUGCCCUCCCCGACUGGCAGGAUCUGAGCGACAAGGAGAAGGGCGUCUUGAAUGACUGGGUCACCUUCUUCUCCAAGCGGUAUAACGUCGUUGGACAUGUCGAGGGCGCCACCAACAUGGAAUGACUAGCCGAGGCGUCUCUUGCCGACAAAACCAAGCUGUGAACUCAUGCCGUCACGGCAAUCCCCCCGGUCCAUUCUCUUACCUCUCUGGCUCCCCUGUGCAAAUGUAUUCUCCGCUGCUGUGAAGCUGUUUUACCAUAACCCCUGAACGUAAGACGC